Messenger RNA from Nematostella vectensis (starlet sea anemone), 8262 nucleotides. RefSeq names its product sodium channel protein 1 brain. Gene Ontology annotation, cellular component: voltage-gated sodium channel complex; plasma membrane. NCBI's taxonomy places the organism in Eukaryota, Metazoa, Cnidaria, Anthozoa, Actiniaria, Edwardsiidae. The coding region runs from base 405 to 5207 and encodes 1600 amino acids. Gene Ontology annotation, molecular function: voltage-gated sodium channel activity. Gene Ontology annotation, biological process: sodium ion transmembrane transport; membrane depolarization during action potential; neuronal action potential. The transcript is spliced from 30 exons. The record is from RefSeq and is a predicted model, not a curated record.
UGAAUGUAGGACCGGCUGAGUUUACAUUUGAAUCCCUCUCAACUCAUUUCGCCGUUAAUAAAUCACCCAACUCGCAAAGUAUCUGGAAUCUUAGACAGCUUAGUUUUGACACACGAACGCAAUUGGUUAACAUAGUUUGAUGGACGAUACACGGUGUAACAGGUUUCCUCAAGUAUACCCUUAGGUUAUGUGGUUUAAGCAUUUUGCUGGCAAGAACUACCUCAGGAUUGUGUUAUAGUUGAUAAGGGGCGAAGUGGAAAUACGGAAGCAGUUAUUGGCACAAAACAAGCAGGUAGACAGCCGUGUUUGUGGCGAGAGUCGUGUGACAGCUUGGCAGGACUCCUUUAAGGGAAAAAAUGUUAUACUGAAAAGCUUGCCCAAGUGACAACGCUCCGAAUGUCAAGAUGUUGAACCGAGGAAAUCUGUCUUCUAUCAUCAAACAUAGCCCGUUAAGGGCUAACAUGCCCACAGACGGUCCAGAAGAAGACGAAGGGCAUGAAUGCGCAAAGCGUGUGACCUUUGCUCUUACCGAAGUCAAGAAGCCACAGAAUGAAAACGUUUGUCGAUGCGCGAAAAGUGAAAAGAGGGGAAAUAAGCGAAAGUGGAAGCGACGCACUCAAGUUCCGUCUUAUCUCCUUGGGCAUCCUAUUGAAGACUACGACGCAUCCGGGGGAACGCACCCUUCUACAGCGACAUUCCUCAUACUCUCAAAACGGUUCAACUCUUCUGGUUACCAGGCCUACCGGUUCAGUCGAACCGCGUCGCUCUUGUGCCUGGGUCCAGUUCAUCCACUGCGCAUGUUUUGCAUUCUUCUCAUCACACAUCCAUAUUUCGAAAUCAUAGUAACUCUUGUUAUUCUAGUCAAUUGUAUAAUUCUAGGACUCAACGAUCCUCCCGAGGAGGCAGAGUAUAUAUUUACAGCUAUCUACACGUUAGAGAUGAUCUGUAAAAUCAUCUCUCGUGGCUUUGUCAAGGAUUCAUACGCUUACCUCAGAGAUACGUGGAACUGGCUAGAUUCCCUAGUGGUGUUUUUAAGUUAUUUAUCGCUAGCUCCUGACAUUGCGAGUCUAUCAGGCAUCCGUACACUUCGUGUCUUAAGAGCCUUCCGCACGAUAUCAGCUCUUAAAGGUCUGCGCGCCAUGGUGAAUAGCCUUCUACGCUCACUCAAGCUACUCACCGACGUCUUGGUUCUGUUUCUAUUUUCCCUGUGCGUGCUGGCGCUUAUUGGUCUGCAGCUCUUCACGGGGGAGCUCAGGAAUAAGUGCGUCUUAGAAACGGCCAACGCAACAACUAUAAAUAACCCGAGCUCAUGGUAUCAUAGAGAAGGGGAGCCGCUACUCUGUGGGUUUUCAAGCACAGCGGGGAGGUGUCCGGCUAACUACACGUGUGUGGCGCACGUGGGACCCAACCCCGACCACGGCUUCACCAACUUUGACGACAUCGGCUGGUCUCUUGUCAUGGCUUUCCAAAUCCUUACAAUGGACUUCUGGGAAAAUCUCUACGAUAGGGUUUUGCGCUCCAUGGGAGAGUGGUACAUGAUGUACUUUGUGGUUGGGAUUUUUUCGUGUUCGUUUUAUCUGCUGAAUCUAGUUCUUGCUGUGGUCUACAUGUCAUACCAUCACGAGAUGAACCUCACCGAUAACGAGGUAACGCAGUCACAGGAAACGCAACGCAAAUUGCGCAAGCGGACGGCAGUGUCGUACCUCGCGGACGAGGACACCAUUCAAGUUCUAGAGCCACUGGAGAGCCAUCUGUACCCCCCAGACGAGGAGGAAGAGGAGACGAAACCCCUUACCCCGCCCAGCUUGAAUGGUAUAGUCCUGGGCGAAGACCAAGAGAAGGGGGUCUUGUGCCCCAAGUACCCACGCUUGUCACGGGCGUGCUCUGCUUUGGUGGAGUUCAUCCAGCGGCCGCUGUUCGAUGGGAUUAUCACGGGGCUUAUCUUACUGAACACCGUGGUGCUCACCAUGUACUACCACGGGAUGCCUGACGAUCUCACCUUCGUGCUCGAUAUACUCAACGCGAUCUUCACGGGUUUAUUCAUACUAGAGAUGAUUGUCAAGAUAUUCGCGUUCGGGCUGGUUAAGUACAUCUGCAACAAGUGGAACUUGUUUGACAGCGUUAUCAUCAUAACUAGCGCAGUCGCCUACUUCCUAGGUACUUCCACGGGCGUCAGUAUAUUCCGCAUACUACGACUGCUUCGCGUGCUGUACCUGGCACAGUCCUGGGAGACGAUGGCUAAGUUAAUCCGCGCAAUUGCGCAUAGCGUCGACCCGAUCUUUAACAUCACGUGCAUCCUGGGCGUCAUCAUCUACGUGUUUGCUGUAGUGGGCAUGCGCGUCUUUGGACCGCAUUAUACCGCUGAAGCGUUCGGCUCACGAGGUAUCCCGAGAUGGAAUUUCACAGAUUUCACGCACUCCUUUAUGAUGGUGUUUCGGAUCCUGUGCAGCGAGUGGGUGGAGCCUCUAUGGGACUGUAUGCGGGUCACCAACACCGCGGCGCUGCUGUUUUUCCUGCCGGCUCUUAUCGUCGGUAACUUUAUCGUGCUGAACCUGUUUGUAGCGUUGUUGUUGAACUCGUUCGCCAAGAAGGAGGAAGAUCUGCACAGAGAGGCAUCAGAGCAGCCGUACGUCAACCCCUGCUCGUGCCUCGCCCACCUCACGCGCACACGCAAAACGCGCAUGUACGUAGCCACCUUCAGCGAGAGAUACAAGUUCUACCAGGUGAAGGUGCUGGAAAGCAGUGGCGCACCAGAACAAGGCAUGACGUCACCACUUCAGGAGAAGUUCACAGUUGCCCAGAAAAACCGCUUGUCCGAGCCAGUACCUACAUCUUCCAUCGUACCAUAUACCAGCGUGACGUCAUCGACCUCAUCAAGCCGCUCGUGCUCAUGCGAAAAGAUUUCUCGAUGUAGCCACGAGUAUACGCAGGCAGUCAAUAACAACAAAAACACCAAGCGCUACAUCGUGGAAAUUGACGACUGCUUUCCUGAAUGUUGCAUGAAUGCCUGCGGCUGCACUUCCGGCCAGCAGCACUUUUGUUGGCUAAAGUUUCGGUGCCGCGUGCGCUGUUUUGUCGAGCAUCGCUAUUUUGAGUGGUUCAUCUUGUUCACCGUCAUGGUCAGCAGUUUUACACUGGUGUUCGAAGACAUUCAUCUUCAUCAGAAGCCCGACCUGGAACGCGCCCUUAACUUCCUGAACUUUCUGUUCGCCGCCAUCUUCAGCUUGGAGUUUAUCCUAAAGGUUAUCGGUUUCGGCUUCGUCUCCUACUUCACGUCCGUCUGGAACUGUCUCGACGCACUUAUAGUCUCGGUUUCGGUGGCUUGCUUGUUCGAGAACCCAAACCUCUCCGUGUUCCGGUCAUUUCGGACCGUUAGGGGACUGCGACCGCUUAGAGCUAUCUCCAGACUUGGUGGGAUGAAGGUUGUCAUUAACGCGCUGUUCGCGGCGAUCCCUGGGAUUGGCAGCGUGCUCGUUGUCUCCAUGCUCUUCUGGCUCAUGUUCAGCAUCUCAGGCGUGCAGCUUUUCGCAGGUAAAUUCUACAAGUGCGUGAACGCAGAAGACGAGAAGCUGUCACCUAGCGUAAUACCGAACAAGACCGCUUGUUUGGACCACCCGGAUUACAGAUGGGUAAACGCUAACGUGAAUUUCGACAACGUCAUAAAUGGCUUCCUAGCACUGCUGCAAGUGGCAACAUACGAAGGGUGGAUGGAGGUUAUGGCAGACGCUGUGGAUUCGACUAAGAUUGACCAGCAGCCGUCAUACGAGGCAAACCUGAUUGCGUACGCAUACUUUGUGGUGUUUAUUAUCGUCGGCUCAUUUUUCGUAUUGAACCUGUUCGUUGGCGUAAUCAUCGACAACUUUAACACUUUGAAGAAAAAGUAUGAAGAGAUUAACAGUAUGGGGAUGCUACUGACUGAGUCGCAGAGGAAAUGGGUCCAAAUACUGAUGGCUGCAGCCAAACGAAAGCCUCCCUCAAAUCGUCUUAGACCGACGGAUUGUUUCCGCGGCAAGCUAUUUGAUCUGGUAUCCAGUAACCAAUUCGAGGUGUUUAUUCUGACUGUUAUCAUGUGCAAUAUGGGUAUGAUGAUGGUGCAGCACUACGACCAGCCUCCACUCACCACCGUCGUGCUUAAGAUUGGUAAUUACGUGUUAGUCGGCAUCUUCCUGUUAGAGGCGAUUAUCAAGAUCAUUGCAAUGAGACUUCAUUACUUUAAAAAGGCCUGGAGCAUCUUUGACUUUGUGGUCGUCGUGUCUUCCAUAGUAGGCACUGUUCUGGACGAGAUGAGCACGGAGUCAGCGGUUGUUAGCCCAGGCCUCUUGCGAGUGCUUCGGGUAUUCCGCGUCGCCAGGUUACUAAGGGUGGUCCAGUUUGCCAAGCGAAUCCGACAGCUAUUGGUCGCCAUCAUCAUAUCGAUGCCUGCGCUUUUCAACAUCGGUACCCUUCUCUUUCUAGUCAUGUUCAUUUACGCAAUUAUCGGAAUGUCCUCGUUCGGGAACAUAAAGAAACAGGGUGCAUUGAACGAUCUGGUCAACUUUGAGACAUUUAGUAGCUCCAUUAUCCUGAUUUUCCGGUUGGGAACCGGUACUGGGUGGAAUGACAUAUUAGACGCCUUGGUGGUUCAGCCUCCACACUGCGACCCCAACUUCGGAGGACUUCCUAAUGGGAAUUGCGGGUUCCCGAUCGGUGCAGUCUUCUAUCUCGUAACGUACAUCGUAUCCGUGUUCCUGAUAAUCGUGAAUAUGUACAUCGCCGUGUUGUUAGAUAAUGUAAAUCGCGCGCAUGAGAACGACGAGUUCGGCCUAUCCAAAGAUAAAUUCAAAAGUUACUAUCACACAUUUGCGAACUUUUCAAUGGGCAAGCAGUUUCUGCCGUUGCGUGUGUUGCCCGAGUUUCUCGCCGCGCUGGACAAACCCUUUAAAAUUGCACAUCCGAGUGAGGAGCUAAUACGCAAGAUGAAGAUCCCCGUCCGCGAGGGGGAUCUUGUGCACUGCUUUGAUCUGCUCAAGGUACUCGUAAAGAAGAUUCUAGAACAGCACGGCGAGUCACCGGAAGUGUUCGAGCAGAUCACCAUCCGUAUGGAAGCUCAGUUCCGGAAGUCGUUCACCAAGAAGGUGUCGGCUGCGAUCAUUGGUUCCACAAUGUUAAGGUUUCACACAAAUUUUGCAGACACUUCCGGUGAGAGAUCCAGCGGUGACGUCACUUGAUGUAAACGGCGAGACAACACGGGCUCAAUCAGUAUUGCGUUUUGUAUUCAACGCAUUUUUAGCGGUGACUACUCGAAAGUCAUGUGCAAAUUUAGCUGAAUUUGUAUCACCAUGACAACCGCAGGAUUCAUUCCUUAUAACAAAUUGGUACUGUUACAUAGAAUGCAAUUUUGUCAACACACAAACGUUUAUAUGAAAGGGAUGAAUCUAUUGAAGGGAAAACACUUGAAUUUCUAUUUAUUCAAUUAUCGCGCGGCAAUUGAACGGGAUACUUUAUAAUCUUUUAUAAGAAAUAAGAUAUAGAGGAGAAAAAAAAGAAGCAAUUUUUUUGCUUCUGUGCAUGUGGAAUUUUGUGAUCGUGCGAUAUAAAAGAAAAACGAGAUCCAUUAAGCCAGUAGAUUACUUUGUCUACUCUCAACGGAAAGUAAGAACCUCACGAGAAAUUAGUCGAAAACGCUUCAAAACGGACUACUAUUACGUUUACAUAGUUGAUAAGAUUUGAAAGAUUAAUCUUACUUACCUACUAAUCUACUAAUAUUGCUAACGUCUAAUUAUUAAAUUGUCAGUUAAACAUGUAGUAACUAGGUUGUUUCUAAUUAACUUAAUAUGGUUGAUAAUCGUAUAUCGAUAAUGUAUCCUAACCUAUUGCAUUUCUAACUCAACUAUCGUGUCUAAUACUGUGUCUAGCCCAACUUAUUGUGUAUCUAACCCAGACUAUCGUGUGUCUAACCCAACUUUUAGUGUAUCUAACCCAGACUAUCGUGUGUCUAACCCAACUUAUCGUGUAUCGCUAACCAGACUCAUCAAGUGUCUAGCCCAACUUAUCGUGUGUCUAACAUAGACUGUCGUGUGUCUAACCAACUAAUCCUGUGCUUAAUUCAACAAAUAAUGUCACCGACUAAUUGCGAAUCUAAUCCACUUCAUCGUGUGCGUAACCCAACUUAUCGUGUUUCCAACCCAAUUUAUCAAGUGUCCAACCCGAAUUAUCGUGUGUCUAACUCAAGUUAUCCUGUGUCCAACCCGACUUAUUGUGUGUCUAACUCAACUUAUCGUGUGUCUAACUCAAUUUGUUGUGUGUCUAACCCAACUUAUUGUGUAUCUAGCCCAACUCAUCAAGUGUGUAGCCCAACUUAUCAAGUGUCUAACCCAACUUAUUGUGAGUCUAACCCAACUUAUCGUGUGUCUAACCCAAAUUUUCGUGUCUAACCCGACUUAUCGUGUGUAUAACCCGACUUAUCUUAUGUCUAACUUAACUUAUCGUGUGUCUUUUCCGACUAACCGGGUGUCUAACUCAAUUUUUCAAGUGUCCAACACGAAUUAUCGUGUGUCUUAUCCGACCUAUCGUGUGUCUAACCCAACUUAUCGUGUAUCUAACCCACUCAUCAAGAGUCUAGCCCAACUAAUCAAGUGUCUAGCCCAACUUAUUGUGUAUCUAACCCAGACUAUCGUGUGUCUAGCCCAGCUCAUCAAGAGUCUACUCCAAUCAAUCAAGUGUCAAACUCAAUUUUUAGUUUCAAACCCGACUUAUCGUGUGUCUAACUCAACUCCUCGUGUGUCCAACAACCCGACUUAUCGUGUGUCUAACCCGAAUUAUCGUGUGUCUAACCCGAAGUAUCGUGUGUCUAACCCGACUUAUCGUGUGUCUAACCCAACCUAUCGUGUAUCUAACCCAACUCAUGAAAUGUCUAGCCCAACUCAUUGUGUAUCUAACCCAGACUAUCGUGUGUCUAACCCAACUCAUCAAGUGUCUAAUUCAACUAAUCAAGUGUCUAACCCAAUUUAUCAGUGUCCAACGCAACUUAUCGUGUGUCUAACUCAACUAUCGUGUGUCCAGCCCAACUUCUCGUGUGUAUAACUCAAAUUAUCGUGUGUCUAACCCGACUUAUCGUGUGUCUAACCCGAUUUUUCGUGUCUCUAACCCGACUUAUCGUGUGUCUAACCCAACUUAUCGUAUUUCUAACUCGACUUAUCGUGUGUCUAACCCGACUUAUCGUGUGUCUAACCCAACUUAUCGUGUAUCUAACCCAACUCAUCAAGUUUCUAGCCCAACUUAUCAAGUGUCUACCUCAACUAUAGCCUAUCUAACCCCGACUAUCGUGUGUCUAACCCAGCUCAUCAAGUGUCUAGUCCAUCAUCAAGUUGGACCUAAUUUAUCCAGUGUCCAACCCGACUUAUCGUGUGUCCAACCCGACUUAUUGUCUAUCUAACCCGAACUAUCGUGUAUCUAACCAAAAUACCGCGUGUCUAACUCAACUUAUCGUUUGUCUAACCUAAACUGUCGUGUGUCUAACCCGACAUAUCGUGUGCUCAAUUUAACCAAUAAUGUCACUUACCCGACUAAUUGCCAGUCUAAUCUACCUGAUCGUGUGAGUAACCCAAAGUCUCGCGUGUCUAGCCGAGUUUAUCAAGUGUCAAGUACAACAAAUCAAGUGUCCAACCCGACUUGUCGUGUGUCUAACCUGACUAAUCGUGUUUCUAAUCCAACUCAUCGUGUGUCUAACACAAAAUAUCGUGUGCCUAGCCCACUUAUCGUGUGCUUAAUUCAACUGAUUAUGUCGCUAACCCGACUAAUUGUGAGUCUAAUCUAAUCAUUGUGUGGCUCGUCCAACUUAUCAAGUCUAGCUCGACUUGUCGUGUUCUUGAUUUAACCAAUGUAACUUACCCGACUAAUUGUAAGUCUAAUCUACCUUAUAAAGUGUCUAACCCAACUUGUGGGUCACUCGUGAGUUCAACUUAUUGCACUAAUCCUACUUAGCAAACAAUUCUAGAGUCAGGUCCAUAAAUAAAGCGACUUUUUUCUAAAGGGUCUAUACCAACUAAACCUUUUAAUUCUAAAAAAAGCGACAGCUAGCUGGAAUGUGCCGUGUCGUUUUUCCUUUAGAUUUCUAUAAUCGUACCUUACGAAAUACAUUACUAUCAGCUAUAUAAUAAAGAUUUAUGUAUUACGUUACUAGCUGAUAAAAGAGAACAAUGCCGCCCCUAGGUGGGCGUAUAUUUGUAUCGAGUAUCGAUUGAAAGGCAAAACGCUUUGUUGAAUUAAAAAAAUGUUAUUGGA